AUGGCCGCAGUUGAAUUUAGAAAUAUUAAGUGCGACUCUUUGGAUAAAGAGUUUUCGGACUUUGAUUAUUGUUUCUUAAAAUCGGUGAACAGAUCAUACAAAUACUAUUCUGUGAAAGUGAAACUUUUUCAAAUUCCCGUUACCAAAGUAAAGGUGAAUGUGGCACUCUUUAAGAGGUUUAAUGGUUACAGGCCAUUUUUGUAUAAUUUUACGAUAGACGCAUGUCGUUUUUUCCACAAUCAAAAGUCAAAUCCCGUGGCCCAAUAUUUUUAUAGCUUGUAUAGGGACGUUUCAAACAUCAAUCAUUCCUGCCCCUACAAUCAUGACCUCGUGGUGGAUAAAGUUACCACACAAAGGGUUAAUACCAAUAUAGUAAAGAUUAUUCCAUUUCCCGAAGGCGACUAUAUGAUCAUGAUGAACUGGAUAGCCUAUGACAUCAAUCGAGCUGUAUUCAAAUUAUAUAUUUCACUUUCUUAAAUUUGUAUCUCAAAUAAAAAGGACAAUCCACAUUAUUAUUCUGAUACGGAUUCAA
Drosophila ananassae is the source of this 532-nucleotide messenger RNA. RefSeq lists its product as uncharacterized. The transcript has 3 exons. The record is from RefSeq and is a predicted model, not a curated record. Bases 1 to 477 code for a protein of 158 amino acids. Lineage: Eukaryota; Metazoa; Arthropoda; Insecta; Diptera; Drosophilidae.